AUGUCUGGGAAGAAAAUAGGUGUUUACGUUGGAAUCUGUCAUUCUGAAUCUGAAAAUGCUAAUUUCUAUAGUUCUAGAAUUAAGACCGGUCUUGGUAUAUCAGGGGUUUUAAGCACAUGUCCCGAUGGCAAAACAAAAUCCUUUGAUACAAAUGCUGAUGGAUGCGCAAAAUCUGAAGCUAUCAAUGUAGUUUUCCUUCAAAAAGCAAAAGAUGCUUUGAGAAUUUACGCAGAGAUUGUUAAAGUUAAAUGUGAAUUUACCGAUUUAUGUUUAGAUGAAACGGGACCUAUAUAUGGUUUCUACCGUAGUCCCGAAAAAAUGUCUAAUUUUUUAAAAAGAUUUUAUGAUGAAGUAAAUGUUUCACCUAAAGCGGUGGAAUAUCUUGAAGCUGUUGGUUCAGAAUUAUCAUAUCCCAUUCAACAGAAAAUGUUGAAUAGCCUUAACGAAAAGAUAAGCGUCAUCCUGGGCUAUGAAACCGGUAAAAUCGCCGCCAAUCUUCAUUGUGAUUCACCUCGACAAGACGUACCGGCUUUACGGAAAGGAAAAAUACGCCUUGUUACUGAUCAUACAGAUUUCGGCCGCUCCUAUACAGCUAUUAACGGGCUUUCAAUUACUGGUGUCAAUACACAUGUUCUCUUAAAUGGAUGCUAUAAGCCAAAGGUCCCUUCGCGUUAUAAGUCAAAUAUUCCAUACUUGGUGACAUUAUCAGGAAGACAGGAAUCAUCUGUGGCAAAAAUUAUAAAUGAUCUAAAAUCUCGGCCAAUAGAUCCCGAAGAAUUAGCGUUACUGCAUAAUAUUCACGAGGCGAAAAUUUCCGGUCAUUUGGGACGUGGUUACGUUAUCCUCGCUACGGACGAAUCAAAUACAACGAUUAGCCUAUGUGAGAAAAUGACUUACUACGAUGAUACCAAACGGCCACUCUGGUUCGUGUACAGUGGUAUGGGCUCGCAAUGGUCAGGAAUGGGGAAGCAGCUCUUAUGUAUACCAGCUUUUGCUGCAGCUAUAGAGAAGUGUAAGCGUGUUGUAGAACCUCAGGGAAUUGAUAUCAUUGAUGUGAUAUGUUCAGAGGAUAAAGCAAUUUUUGACAAUGUUCAGAAUUCAUUUGUUGGAAUUGCUGCUGUGCAAAUUGGUCUGACUGAUGUUUUGAAAGAAUUAGGCAUGAAACCUGACAACAUUAUUGGUCACAGUGUGGGUAAAAAUCUCUUUCCAUUCGCCGCUGCGUUGGUAUUGGUAUGGGAUACAUUCGCAAUGACAUUGAUGGUAGAGAGGAAGAAACUAUCAGUUCAAUUCCGCGAUGUACUUUUUCACUCGCAACCAUUACUGCACGACCAACGACAACUCAGAAUUAACAUCACCAUCCAACGAGGCACUGGACGAUUUGAAGUAAUGGCUGAAAACAUUAAAGUUAUAUCUGGUUAUAUUACUGCUGACAUAAGCAAUAACAGAAUAUUAGAAGUAAAUUCUAAAUGUUAUGACAGUACCCAGCUUUGUUCCAAAGAUAUAUAUGAAUUGCUCCAUACACGAGGCUACAAUUACACACAUGAUUUCCGCAGUAUAUACAGCUCUAAUUUUUCUUUAACUGAAGCUCAAAUAAAAUGGCAAAAUAAUUGGAUUACAUUUAUUGACGGCAUGCUUCAACUAAGCGCGCUCAGCUGUAAUCAUAAGAUGAUCUGUAUGCCAGAAGCUUUCAGCAAACUGACGAUCGAUGUAGAGAACCAUUUCAAUAAUAUAUCAAACGCUGAUGAACAAAACAUUUUGAUCGCCAAUAUAUUUAAAACACAAGACUGUAUAAAAUGCGGCGGUGUGAUUAUAGAACAUAUAAAAUAUAAAAAUUUGCCACCGUUGAAUAAAAACGUCGUUUCCCUAAAAACUAAAAAAUUUGUACCUCAUUUCCCAACAAACAAUUCAGACGAACUAACAGCAUCAUACAUAUUUUUACAAAUAGCCGCUGAGAAUUUAAAUAAACAAUUCAUUAACGUUGUUGAAAUCCUGAGAGACGAAACUGCUAAAUCUAACUUUGAGGCGAUCAGAGGUAUUUCUAACAACAUCUCUGGAAUUAGCACACAACACUCUUAUAUUUACAGAGACAAAAUUUUAGAAGAUGGCGAAAAGAUAAAUAGCGCUGACCUAUUAUUAACCACAAACUUAUCUUCUGAUAAAAACAUGGAUCAAAUGCUACAGCGCAUAUUAAAAUGCGAUAGUCUUUUGGUUAAUAAAGAACUGGACAUAGAAGGAAAAUUCAACAGAUGCCUUUCGAUGUUGUAUCGCAGUGUAAAUGCACAUAUUAUUAAUAAUUAUAACCGUAUAGAAUUAGCUAUAUGGAAACCUAAAGAUUCUAAUGGCUCUAGUGUAUACACGGUUCGUUCACAGUCAGAUUUAUCAUAUGUAUCAUCUUUGAUAUCGACUAUUCCUUUGAGUCAAAAAGUUUAUUUACUAGCCAGUUACCCACUUGUUAAAGGAUUGAAAUCCCUGAUUAAAGAAUGGAGAAAUGAAAGAAAAGUAUAUUUGGCUAUAAUACAUCAAGAUGAAUGGGAUGAUAAACUUUUAAAUGAAAUACUGUUCAAAGAUUUAGUGACCAACAUUUACAAAAAUGGUGUCUGGGGAGGAGAAUAUAUUUUGCCAUUGGAAGAGACCUCCACGCCAAAACAUAAUAUUAUGUUGAAAUGCGCCCGAGCUGGUGAUUUCGACUCGAUAUAUUGGAUUGAGGCACCACAAAAAUAUGAUAGCGGUAUUAAUGUAGAUGUUCACUAUGCUGGCAUUAAUCUAGUGUAUUUAAAGGAAGAAGCUGGAAUCAUUAAUUCGUACAACACCGAUGGACAGCGAGCCUUUAAAGUCGACUUCAGCGGCAUAACUGAAGCGGGAAAUCGUGUAAUGGGUAUAGUUCCUGAUCAAGUAAUAAGCACACAAGUUAAAGCGCAACCGGAAUUAUUGUGGUCAGUUCCAGAUCACUGGAGUCUUGAAGACGCUGCCACUGUACCUUUGGCUUACUGUAUCGCUUUCUACUGCUUGAUGAUCAAAACCCAGCUUAUUCCCGGACGACGUGUACUUAUCCAUGGCGGUGCCGGCGCUCUAGGUCAGGCUUUAAUAUCUAUUGCCUUAGCUUUCCAUUGCAAGGUCUUUGCUACAGUUAGUGACAUACGCAAGAUACAUUUCCUGCAAAAACUAUUUCCUCAACUGCAAGAUGAUCAUAUCGGAAACUCCUGCGACCACAGCUUCGGAGACAUGGUUCUCGGGGCUACCGGAGGUGAGGGUUGCGACGUUAUCGUAAGCUGCGUCCAGGGAGAACUUAAAAAUACUACGUUAAAAUGCUGUGCCACGUCGGGUAUAACUCUCGAUACAACACAAUUACUGAGCCGUGAAGAUUUUAACUUUGGAAUGUAUAAUCUAACGAAAUGUCGUUCUUAUGCAAGGAUCAACUUCUCUACAAUCUUUACAAAUCCAGAACAACUAUUGGAAUUGCAAGCAUUGGUCUGUGAGGGUAUAGCACGUGGCUACGUUAGACCAUUAUCACGCCUAACGUUCAUGCCACAAGAGGCUCCGAGAGCUUUCCGAAUUCUAGUUGCCAGACGCCACCGCGGUCGAGUGUUACUUGAUGUACGGCAUCAUGGUGUAAACAUUCCAGUUCCAAGAUUAAGAUGUGCUUCUGAUAUGUGUCAAGUGAUCCUGUCUAAAAAUGAAGAGUUAGGCAUUCAGUUAGCGGAGAGGCUUGCAAACCGCGGUGCACGAAACAUAUAUCUAUACUGUGAAAAAAUAUCUAAUAUACUGCUAUUUAAGCAAAGAUCUUGGCAAGAAGAUGGAGUAAAUAUCAAGGUAUCACAAGAAAAUCUAAAUCAAGCCAACUUAGUUGAUUUGAUCAAAGGCAAUAUUAAUAGAGCUAUAGAAGGAUUAUAUUUGUAUGACAUAAUUUCUCAAAAGGAAGAAAUCGAUAAGUCAGAAGAAUUAAUUUUAAAAGUAAAAAAAAUGAUUCCAAAGCUAAAAUACUUUGCAAUAAUUAAUUCCAACUUCAACAUCAAUGAGCAGAUCGAUGUGGGUAGAAAUCGAGAACCAUUGAUUGUCUGGGUUAAUUUGCCGUUACUGGACAAGCUGGAUGAAUGGGAAAAAAGUUAUUCUUCAGAAGGAUCAAUAUCAUCUUUAACUGCUGUUGAUGUUGUGGAAAAAGCGCUGUGUUCUAAUCAGUCAGUUGUAAUCGCUUCAAAAGUAACACUACCACAUGUUCCUUUAAUGCAAGCAAUUUCCAAAAUGGCAGGUAUUAAUAUAGAAGAUAAGACUCCUGAGAAGAAUACAUUAAAAGAUUUGGGCAUAGAUUUAGCUAAUUCGGAGGCAAUACGAGCAUAUUUGCAUUAUGAGCACAAUAUAUCUUUGACUAAUCAAGAUAUGUCUUCACUUACUCUAAAAACAAAGACAAUUAUUCUUAAUACUGGAUACGCACAAGCUGAACGACAACGAGCGGUGGCGGGAUGGACAUGUGCGGGCGGCGUUCGAGGUGCGGGGCGAGUAAAACAAAACUAUGCGGGAAGCGUAAUACAUAUUGAAACUGAUUUAACAUUUAUGCAACUAUGCUUUGUUUGCAGGCUUAAAAACUUGGAACGAAACAUUAUGAAAAUCAACUACACCGAAGUCGAUGGACUGAAAUCAUUAUUUUUUAAUGUAGACUCUGAUGAGAUUCAAGCUAGCAGUGACAUUGUAUUUCUACCAACAUUAACUAAUACUAUUUUGUCUGAUUGUGAUUUCGAUAAAAGUCAAGCGUAUAUGUGCAUAGUGCCGGGUGUUGAAGGCCACUAUGAGCGGUUCCGUGUAUUGUGUGAGCGACUCAAACUCCACGCGCUCGUACUGCAGCCUGGUCUGAAUAAUCCUCGAGAAAGUAUGGAUGACUUAGCUAAUAGAUAUGUUCAGGUUCUUUUUAAGAAAACAGGUCUUCGUGACAAAUUCGUCCUAUUAGGCUAUGAAAGUGGUGUUUUAAUAGCAAUAAAAAUGGCAGAAAUUCUGGAAGCGCACGGUAUACUUGGAACCAUUUUUUGUAUCGGCGGAUCCCCAGAUGAUAUCAAGGCACAUUUUCAGCAUAAACUAAGCAUUUAUAAUACUGAAGUAGAUCUCCAAAAUGCAAUUUUACAGCACACAACAAGUCUUAUGAUGAAAAAAGCUGAUGAAAGAAUUAAUAAAAAUCUAGAAACUGCUGCGACAUGGGACAAAAAAGUAUUAGCUUGUGCGCGCAUAAUGAAGGAAACUAUUCAACACUCCAGUCAAUAUGCGAAACAAAUCAUAGAAUCUGCGUACGCAAAAGUGUACCAAGUACUUCAGUACGAGCCAGUGCCGGUCGUGCUUCGUUCAAAUAUAAUUUGCCUUCGUCCUACGACAUGUAGAGCAACAACUUUACAGAAGUUUUCUGAACAACCAGUCGUCGAGUACAAUCUAAACACACCGCUCGAGUACAUGAUGCAAGAUUUACGCUGCUCCGCUAUCAUCAACAGACACAUCGGCGAUGAUAUUCUACAACAAUUUAAUAAGAGGAACUUGUGCGAAAUAUAUGAAAGC
This is a messenger RNA of Brenthis ino (lesser marbled fritillary), 5532 nucleotides long. The record is from the annotation of a GenBank genome assembly. Lineage: Eukaryota; Metazoa; Arthropoda; Insecta; Lepidoptera; Nymphalidae.